CAACAAGUUGAGCGCCGUAAAGAACUUGUUUGUCAGAUCAAUUGAAUUUACCCAUAUCGGAACCAUCCUCUUCUGGUACUUUUAGUUACAAGCUUAUUCUCGAAUCUCGACUGCCGACAUCCGCCUUGAUAAUCUCAAUAAUCGUUAUAAAGCACUAGCUUGCUCAGGACCUUCAUGGCCAAGUCUGAAAUAGACGACAUCUUUGCGUCCAAGGGUAAAACACGGGUCGGCCCAGUCGCCUCGACUUCUUCCCCAACAAAAUCCUCGAAGAAGGACAAGAAACGGAAACGAAAAAACGAAAGCGAUGAAAAGGACUCUGCUAUAGCAGAGAAACCGAAAAAAGUACCAGAAACUAUCAUCGAUUCUUCCGCGAGCAUGCACAUCGCAAAGCGCGUGAAGAUAUCAAAAUCCAACGAGAAAGCCGGAACUGUAAGAGAGACGAAGUCAGGGAAAGCAAAGAAGGAGGAAGACAAUUUCAAAGAUUCUAGAGGAAUUGGUCCUCGCCGCAAGACCGAGGAAGGCUGGUCAAUCUACAAGGCAGAUGAGCUAGGCAUCAAAGACGAUGACGAAGGAGGAGAUACACCACUUUGCCCCUUUGACUGCGACUGCUGUAAAUCUUUUAUCCAUCUCAUCUGCCGAAACUCUGAUUUUUCUUCAAGGCUUCUGAGCAACAUACAUACCCUAUUCAAUACAAUAUCCGAGGUGUUCUACAUGUAAUUCAAAAGCCAGACCCUGGCAGAUGUUUUAUGUACAUUCCUCUAGUCAUCAUCAUCAUCAUCAUCAUAAUCCACUAAACCAGGUUUGACUGGCUCAGAUAGUGGGUCCCCGAACGGAUCUGUAUCGGCAGCACCACUUGCUUUCUGAAUCUCAGCCUUCUUGUUCUUCUUUUCCUCAGCCUUUUUUUCAGCCUCUGCCUUUCGUGCUAGAUACGCCUUGGUUCCAACCACCUUUUCCGGAUUUUUACACGUUCUCAAUCUUCGGUCCACUUCCCGCACCGCUUCAACAUCUGGCACUUUGCCGGCAUUCGUGAU
This is a messenger RNA of Lentinula edodes (shiitake mushroom), 1031 nucleotides long. RefSeq lists its product as uncharacterized. The record is from RefSeq and is a predicted model, not a curated record. The transcript is spliced from 3 exons. NCBI's taxonomy places the organism in Eukaryota, Fungi, Basidiomycota, Agaricomycetes, Agaricales, Omphalotaceae. The coding region runs from base 175 to 717 and encodes 180 amino acids.